This is a messenger RNA of Zasmidium cellare ATCC 36951, 1023 nucleotides long. RefSeq lists its product as uncharacterized. The coding region runs from base 1 to 1023 and encodes 340 amino acids. NCBI's taxonomy places the organism in Eukaryota, Fungi, Ascomycota, Dothideomycetes, Mycosphaerellales, Mycosphaerellaceae. The record is from RefSeq and is a predicted model, not a curated record. The transcript has a single exon.
AUGGGUUUUGCAUUCACGAACAAGCCGCCGAUCGCGGCGAACACCGCAAGUGCCUUCAAACCCUUGCCUUCGCUUCCUGGCACCGUUCUCCGCCAUUCGCACGAUAUCCAAGGACCAGCUGUCAGAGCAGAGAAUGCUGGGCUUCCCAAGAAUCAACCUCCGCUCGUCUUCGGCAUUCGCACCACACCCGCCCCCGAGCCCGACACCACCAGAAACGCCGAUGCCCUCAGCUUCUUCCUGAAUUCCAAAGUGCCAACCAAGCGACAAGUGUGGGAUAUCAAGGAUGACUUCGACACAUGCAAGCCACGCAGCAAGUUCACCUGCUACUGCGUCAGCACCGCCGAGUGUCGAGUUACGUACCAGCCCAGUGUCGCCGCCCACACAAUACAGCAAACCGCUUUUGGCGAGCCAGACUCGAGCGACAGUCCUCGUUCGUUCCGCUUUAUCGACCUCCCUCCCGAGAUGCGCAACAGAGUCUAUUCAGCCGCGAUCAGCCCUGAACACAUCUCUCUUCGAAGCUGUGCUACUCAUCAUAUGUCUAUUGGGGUUGAACCGCCACUUGCGACUGGAAUCUUCGCCACGAGCAAGCAGCUCGCACACGAAUCGAAGGACCUGAUGUUCGAAAGCACUAUCAUCGUCGACGUCUCUCUGGAGUCAAGCGUCCACUCCAUCAUCAACCCACUGCGACUGCCCCGCAAUCUGUUAGCGAAGAUCAAACACAUCGUUCUGGUGCUUGAUUUCACUCGCGUUCACGACAUGAACCCAUUUCGAACCGACUGGAGGACCGUGCAGAAGAUGACCGGACUAAGAACGAUGAGGAUCUGCGCCAUCCAGAUGUGGCCUCCGGCGGCGUUCUUCCGACCAAAUCGCACGCUGCGGGAUCAUCACAGAGAGACCAUCAAGACUAUCCUUGAAUGCGUACCGAAGACAUGCGCUGUUGAGUAUGGCUGGAGCAGCGAGGCAGAAGAGGAGCACGUUAGGGAAAUGCAUCGACGCAUCACAUUGCUGCCCAGUUCGCAGUGA